Molecule: messenger RNA, 3752 nt
Organism: Neocloeon triangulifer
Lineage: Eukaryota; Metazoa; Arthropoda; Insecta; Ephemeroptera; Baetidae
Exons: 36
Coding region: 117-3752 (1211 amino acids)
Biological process (GO): biological process involved in interspecies interaction between organisms
Cellular component (GO): external side of plasma membrane
Molecular function (GO): carbohydrate binding
Source: RefSeq, a predicted model, not a curated record
GAGAAAUUUCCCUGCACCUCUGAUUUUAUGUCAUUUGGACAUUUUGGAUCCAUAUAUUUUAUUCAAUAUGACAACUGUGUGAGGUGCGUACUGAAGUAUUAAGUAGCAGCCCCCGUAUGAUGCGAUGUAUCAUUUUCGCCGUGAUUGCCAUCGUCAUUUUCGAGAGAAGCGCUGCUCAAUCCCAACAAAAUAAUAAUGGAAAAACGCAAAGAUUGGCGAGACAAUCUGUCCAGGUUUUUGUCAAUGGAAAACGUCUGGCACCAAUUAAGUUGAACCGAAACAGCGGAAACAUCAAAGUGGCGAGACGCAGCCAGAUCAUCAAAUGCUGCGGACUCCGGACUUGCCGGGGUGGCCAAGCUUCAAACAGGAAUGGCACCGACCGAACAAAAACCAAAAAGAUUGAUUACUCUGGUCCAUCGAUCAUGCCCAUCAGGAUUGGGGAGACGAUUUACAAGUUUCCAGAUGAACAGGCAACAUUUUCUGAGGCAAAGAAAAUUUGCAACAAAGAAAACAUGGACAUUGCUUCUUUAAACAACCCAAAUGAAUUUAGCAAAAUUUCAGAAUAUCUCCAAUACAUUGGUUUGUCUGAAAACCCCGUUUUUGCAUCUUUGUCCUCCCUUCAAAGCUCUCCCUUGAGCAAUUGGGGUCAAGACGCCCCACCUGGGGGCGAGGGCUCUUGUUUGGUGCAACAAAACGGGGCCCUUUACAACGCUUCCUGCGACCAAAAGGCCUAUUUUGCGUGUGAAGAGAGGCCCCUUAAAGAUGGAUUCACAACAACAAUUGGCCCCAUAUCAUUAUCGUCAAUUCAGGAUGCUGUGCUGAGUUUCGUCGGCGGUAAAAACAUUUUGGUUCCGAGCGAAAAAGCCACCGUUCCCGAAGCAAAGAGCCUGUGUGCCAAACAAGGUCUCGAACUUAUGUCCCUCGACUCGAUGGUCCAGAUGGACUCGGUCCAGGAUUUCCUCGGAGACAUGGGUCUGUCAACGAGCACGGUGCUGACUUCGAUGAGCAAAGUGACCGGAGGUGGAACAGAUUGGCUGGGCGAUUUGGCUUCCGCUUUUUUGCCGCAAAAGGACCCGGCCAAAGACGGCGACUGCAUGGGUCUCAAUUCUCUGGGCCUGACGGGAAUUUCCUGCGACACGGUUUCGAAUUUCGUUUGCCAGGCGCCGGACUCGGACGGCCCAAAGACGCCUCCCUUGAGUGACUUAUUUAGUGCCUUUAUGCCUGUUACAAAAGCGCAGCCAGUAGAAUUAGAGGGUCAGGAAUAUAUUUUACCAUCUGAAAAGGCCACCUAUGAAGAGGCUAAGAAGUUGUGCGAGUCGCGCCAGAUGGAUCUUCUUUCAAUUCAAACAAAAUCGGAAAACGAUUUAAUAAGCAAUUUCCUCAAUUCUAAAGGUGUUGGUUCGAGCCCAAUUUUGACAAGUUUGCUGUCAGUGAGUGCCGGUUCUUUUUCAUGGGACGGAAGUUCCAUUGCCGAUGGCCUCAAAUGGGCGAGCAACCAGCCUGGCACAGGGGACUGCGCCACCCUUUCCAGUUCAACGCUGAAAACCGUGUCAUGUGAGGCGAAAAGCAAUUUCAUGUGCGAGGCAAAACCUGCAGAUUCCUCAGCCACGCCUGCAGUUCCAGGAACUACCAACUUGCCUACGACCAUUGCUAAAACUACUGCUGCUCAACCUAAAACUGAAAGUCCCUCGUCGACCUCAGGAACUUCUUCUGCUAGCUCUGCUUCCACGCAAAGUACCUCGACGUCCUCAACUAGCAGCGCUUCAACUUCAACCAGCGAGUCGACAACUUCCAGCACUUCAACAACAACUUCUAUUCCUCCGACAACAACAGCAACCUCAACUUCUAUCACUACAGUCCAACCUGCUCAGCACACGUAUACUGUGGGAAAGAGAGUGACUUACUUAUUUAACGAGACGGCAACAUACGACGAGGCGGCCGCAAAGUGUGAGGCAAUGGGGAUGAAAUUUUUGAUCGCAGAAUGCAAGCUGGAGUAUCAAUUGUUGAUGGACGAGUUAAAUGCUUCGCCUGAGAGGAAGAAUGCGUCCUAUUUGAUUGCUAUUAAAAAGGUCAGCGGCACGUGGACCAACCCCAGCGGAACUUUUCACACCCCUCCAAAAGUUGUCUUUAACUCAACGUUGGGCGGCGAUUGCGUCGUUGCUCAAAACGGGUCUUGGUUCACCACGCCUUGUGAUCAAAAGAAUUGUUUUGCGUGUGAAAAUAAAAUGAAUUACACUGAAAUUGUCUACUCAAGCUCCGGACGGUAUUUUGUAUUGAGAAAUUUGGAAGUUUGCCUGACCGAGGCAAUUGUUAAUUGCAAAGGAGUAAAGACCAACGCCUCAGUCGUCGCCAUUGAUUCGCCUUACGAACAUUCAUCAGGAGAAAUAAACACUCUGCUGGCGACUUUGAAUUUGCAGAACACUUCAGUUUUCAUUAACAAUGAUAACCUCAACGGAACGAAUUGGAUCAUCAAUUUCAAUAAUCUGCUUGAAUGGGCGACGGACAAUCCAAACAUGACCCGCGGAAGUUGCGUUGGUGUUUUGCUGGGGAAACUGAUCAGUGUCGAUUGCGGAAUGCCAUUGCCCUUUGUUUGUGAAGUUCCAAAUCAAGGUUUAAAAGCCUUCACUUACCAAAUGGGGAGCAGAGCAACCUACUUAUCAGAUGAGAUGGCGACUUAUGGCGAAGCGACGGCUAAGUGCGGCGAGAUGGGAAUGUCUUUGUUGAUUGCAGAGUGCUCUUCGGAAUACAGAAAACUGCUCUCCGAAUUAGAUGCUUCGCCAGAUAGAUCGAAUGCGUCGUACUUGAUUGCUUUGAUAAUGGUCAAUGGCACCCUUCAAAACCCUAGUGGAAAUUUACAUCCUGCCCCAGGCACUCCAAUUGCAACCUCAGUGUCAGGUGGCGAUUGCGUCGUAACGCAAAAUGGGUCCUGGUUCUACACCCCGUGCAAUCAAAAGCACUAUUUUGCCUGCGAACAAAAGCCAAAUUACACAGACGUGGUCUUUUCAACCUCAAGCCAGUAUUAUGUCAUCAGAAAUUUGGAGGGUAACUGCCAAGCAGAAGCUCACGAGCAUUGCAAGAAAGCAAUGCCCAACGCCUCCAUGGCCAUGAUCAACUACCCCUUCGAGCACACUGGAGAACUCAACCCUUUGCUGAAGAAAUUAAAAAUAAAUUAUACUCCGGUGCUGGUCAACAGAUUCAACCUGAACGCCUCAACGUGGUUUCAAACAAAUAGUCACUUGGUCGAGUGGAAUUCGGGCCAUCCAAACAUGAGCUUCGGCACCUGCAUUGGAAAUUAUCUGGGCAAGCUGAUCAGCGUUGAUUGCGCAGGGACGCUUCCCUUUGUUUGCGAAGUACCAAAGCCACCCAUAGCUGACGAGACGAUGAUGUGUUUGGCUGUCGGAAAGACAUGCGCAAUAUCAGCAUAUACGAUAUCAUUUCACUAUGCCAGCAGAUGGUGCCAAUCAAAAAAUAAUAACUUUACCGCCCUUGGUGUCGGCGACUUUGACGCCACAUUGCUGCAGCUCAGGACGCCCGCAGUGCAAGCAAAACUAGGGUAUCCCGGAGCAUUAGCAAUUUCAGCGAUGAAAGUCAGCGGAGUCUGGCAAUGGUCCUCCGGAGAACCAGUCAAUUUCUCUUUGCUCAACUGGAGUGCAAUGCCGACAACUCUCGGCGACUGCGCUGGAAUCGACGCAAAUUACACUUACGCCGUCACUUUUGAUUGUGCAGCGAAUAGAAGGGUCUUGUGUCUUUGA